GCAACACAUCCUUCAUCUCCGACCAGUCCAGAUUGAAGGAGGACAGAGAGGCAAGCCGUGAAAGCGAACAGAUGUGAACCGGACUACGAAAAGAGCACAAGCUGUAGUUUCAAGACGGAGAACAUUUCCCUUCUGCUAAUAUGUGGCAACCCGCGUCGGAGCGACUGCAGCACUUUCAGACCAUGCUGAAGACCAAGCUAAAUGUGCUGACGCUGAGGAAGGAGCCGUUGCCCACGGUGAUCUUUCACGAGCCCGAGGCCAUUGAGCUCUGCUCCACCACACCGCUCACAAAGGGCAGGACCCAUGCUGGAUACAAGGUUGCCUACCUGGGUAAGGUGACUAUCUCCGGGACCCAGUUCCUGUCUGGCUGCACAGAGUCGGCGGUGGUGGGUCUGGUGGAGCGUCGUGCCCUCGCCCAGCAGCAGGGCAACUGCCCCGAAGGCAACUCUCUGCUAGAGAUCCGGCCAUUUCAGGUGCGUCUUCACCACCUGGACGAGCACAGCGAAGCCUCAGUAACCAUGGACACCUACCAGGUGGCACGGAUCGCCUACUGCACAGCCGACCACAGCAUCAGACCCAACGUAUUUGCCUGGAUCUACCGGGAGAUCAACGACGACCUGUCCUUCCAGAUGGACUGUCACGCCGUCGAGUGCGAGAGCAAGCUGGAGGCCAAGAAGCUGGCGCACUCGAUGAUGGAGGCUUUCCGCAAGACUUUCCACAGCAUGCGCAGCGACGGCCGCAUCCACAAGAGUGGCUCAUCAGACGACUUUGCUGAGGACUCGUCCACCCCUGAAGACUCGACCCCAGAUGACGGUUGAACUGAAACACACUUAAACUCCUGAUCCCCAUCCUGACAAAGCAAGGGGUGACUGGAAGGAUGGACAGAUACCUGCUCUCUCUCAUUCUGCCCUUACUCUCUCUUUCUGUUAUCAAUUUGGAACAAAAUUAACUGACCCUGUGAACCAACAUGCCCAGGAUAAUGAAGUAGCUUUUAAAUACUGUAAAGGAAAGGUAGAUGAAAAAGGAGUUAUAAAAGACCGACAUUGACAUACAGGGAUAGCAAAGUGCUGCCACUUUGAAUAAAUGGCCCUCAAAGACCCACAGGGGCCUCUCAAGCACCUCUGUAAGCGCCCUCAAGAGAUUGACUCGACAUUUCCAUCUCCAUUUUCAACCACUGUCACUCCUGCACUCAGCAGAGACUCUGUUUGUGGUUCUUAAGCUUUUUUUCCCACCCAGGAAACAACAAAGUUUAGUCCCUGUUCUUCAGACCCCAGCUAAUGACAACCUAUUGCUUCUCUUGCCAUGUAGGGACCCAGCAGAAAUAGGCCUGUGACCUAUUGCGGGUCCCUACCCAGAGUUUAUGAGACUGUUGGAGCACAUAAAUUCUUUAAAUGUUUAAUUAUGUGGAUCUCUGUUAUAAUGCCUUUGACCUUGGUAAUAGCAAAUCAGGAUGUGAAAGAAAAGCUAAGCCUUUAAGCACUAUUCAUAUCAUCACUAUGGUACCUUAGUCCAACCCCGAAAUUAUUUGCCGGCAUGGCUGUUAUUCACGUGGACGAUGGAGCCAGUGCUUCUGCUGCUGUCUCCAUUUAAUGGGUACUUAAAGAUACAGAGUACGCGUACGGCACCUGGGAGAAUAUAGGUGCUACAUAGAUGUUACAUUUUAGAAGUUCUCAAUGGGCUGAAAGCCUGGGCCUGUCUGUGACACCUUAAUCAUUCACUUCUGUUUUGAGUAUACCAAAAUUCAGGCUGGAUUUUGCCUGUCAGAUUAUGUGCCUCACUUUCCUCUCACAUUAGUUUGGUCUCUUACCCAGGUCCCUGUGUGUAUGUGUGGCCAUGUGUGCGUGCCGACCUUUUUUUGUUUCUGUGUGUUGGUGUAAUUGCUUACUUCUGUACUUUGUGUAUAUGAAUGUACACGUGAGUGCUUGCAUCUGUGUGUGAAAGAGAAAAGGUGAGGGAGGAGGAGGAGGAGGAUUAGGGGGAAGGGGAGGGGUUUUAACUGAUUAGCUGGAAGUGAAGACUUCUCAUCGCCCCGGAAGCAUCCAUUUUUGAUGCUUAAGGAGGCGUUUUAAAAUCAAGACAUGGUACUGUGACCAUUUGCCACGUUUUCUUACUUUUAUCUGGUAUGAAAUGAAAACACGAGAGUCUGAAUGUGCUAGUCGCUGAGGUUGUAGGACCCUGAAACACAGCCGUCCAAGAUAACGACUGACACCUCUUGGCCUCUGCUGAAUGUAUGAUGAGUCUCCGGUCGCACACCAUCUCCGGUCACUUCAGUCUCCCAUAAUCUAUUCAUGCUAUCACAGACAAGCUGUAAAGGACAGUCAGUGACCAGUUUCACUCUGCUCUGCUGCCCUGUAUCGAGGCACCGUCGUGGGGCAAAAACUCAUGAGAGCGCCACGCAACUUCUUCUUCUUCUUUUCUAACUUGACUGUAUUAAACAGACUGGACGCUAUCAGUGGAAAAAGUCUUUGGUCAGUGACUCAAACAGAUCAGGUGGCUCUGGUCAACACACACACACACAAAUAUAGAAACUUACAUACAAUUAUACAUAUGUACACACACAUUGUAUUUGAAUCUUGCUCAAUAAGCUUAUGUAAAUACAAAUGUAUCACUUUCCAAAUAUUACAGCAUAAAUGUUGAUAGCUAUUUUAAAUAAUAAAAAAAAUGUUAAGAACCAU
Molecule: messenger RNA, 2675 nt
Organism: Epinephelus lanceolatus (giant grouper)
Lineage: Eukaryota; Metazoa; Chordata; Actinopteri; Perciformes; Serranidae
Gene: pid1
Product: phosphotyrosine interaction domain containing 1
Biological process (GO): regulation of mitochondrial membrane potential; regulation of cell population proliferation; negative regulation of D-glucose import across plasma membrane
Cellular component (GO): cytoplasm
Source: RefSeq, a predicted model, not a curated record